GAAACAGCUAUGGCGGACCCACACAGGGACAGCCUUGUGUCCGUCUCGCCAGUGGAAGAUUAUAAUCCAUUGCAGGAUGAUUUUCCAAUGUCAGUAGAAGAAAAUGAUGCUGAUGGCAGUGAUGAUUUUGAUGACGAUUCACCAUGUGUAUCAUUAGAUGCAGAAAAUGAUCCAAGAUUUGAUGUAAUGAAAUACAGUAUAACACCACCUCCAGAUCCAAGGCGUAUGAAACGAGAAAAGAGUAAACAACAAUCUCACACACAUCGGGUAUCUCAGAAGGAACACAAAGAAAAGAUCGAGAUGAGGAGGAAGUCCCUGGGACGUGGCCCUAUGAACGUCAUAAAGGAAAGAUAUCGAGGAGAUCAAAUGUUCUCCAUGCUUAGUGGCGUAGACUCUGACGAUAACCUCGAAAGAGAUUUUCCAGAAAAUGAAAAAGAAAAGAAACACAAAGACAGUCGUGAAUCUAAAAAGAAAGUACUGACAACUACAAGGGCUUAUGAUCGAACUUUGAAAAGAACUUCAAGUGAUUUAACAGCUCUUAAUACAGACACUGCGGAAGUGCCACUGUAUUCAACAAUAACAAGACAACUGGACAGUUCUGGACGAUUUUCUGGUUUGGUUAAGUCAUCUCCUCUCACCCUAAGUGGCAGUGGGGCAUUUGGAUCGAUGGGUCUAGGAAUGAGUUGGGGACGAGACUUCAGAAGGCAAUCCAUGGCAAAUGUGGAGUGCCCAAGAGAUCGUGUGGAAUUCUAUAAGAUAUUCCAGGCUCUUAUCCACAUGGGGUCACAAGGAGGGAGGAAAGAUAAAGAUGUCAAAGGAAAAGAUAAAAGUAGUAACCCAUACUACCGACGACAAAUGAGCACGGAACAGGAGCUGUUUCAGGAAAGGUUCAGUGACUUCCUCUGGCAGGAACUGCAGUGGGAACUUCAUGGCUAUGGUGAUGACAGACUAAAAAUUGAACGUGCCAAAAUACCUGAUGUAUUAGAAAAAGUUACAUGUUUCAAAAUUGCUAUUGACAUGGGGGAAGAAAUGGUAGAUGCAGGCAUCAAAGAGAUUAAUUUGCUCUCUCCAGCUAAAGCAGCAAAGAGAGAGAUAUUUGAUAAUGACACCGUGACUCUGAGUCCAAUUUCUAUAAAGAGACAGCUAGAAGCAUUAAAUCAAGUGGAGGAACUCCUGACCAAGUUAGAUGCUUUGGAGCAAUUGUUUCCCACAUCAAAAGCCUUUGCCAAAGAAUUCCCUUUGUAUGGGACACCAAACUUUAAAAACCGUGUGAAGUCUUUGUACUUAUGGUUGAAUAUUACUAGAGAUCUUUGUCACAAAAUGAAACUCUUAGGUAAGAUACUUGGUGUUCAACACCUUAACGAUGUAUUCUGGCCAAUGUUAGACUUUGAAACACCCUGCACAGCUGAACCAAGGGCUACAUAUAGUCACUAUCGGUCUAGCUUACCAGAAAUUCUGGAGCCAGAUUUAAGUGAAGAUGACAAUAUUGAAGAUGAUGAAGAUGACAGUAGUGCAAAUGUCAUCUCUGAAGAAGACAGAACCCCAUCACCUCAAAUCAAAACAUCCAAAAAAGUCCAAUUUUCACUGGGAAGUGCUCGUUCCUCAAGGAACUCAAGCCCCAUCACAGUAGAAAUGCCUGAUACAUCCACUCCGGUCAAGCAACCAUUUUUACGUUACUGGACCCCAUCUAACAGUCUGUCUCACAUUUCCAGUGAAACUAGUCUGGAGGACAUGACUGUUGUCACCAGCUGUGUCUAUAGAAAGUAUGUAGACAAAACCUUACGCAGAAUGGGAAUGAACAAAAUGCUUAUACGAUUUCGUGAACUAUUAGAUAGGACUUUACAGAGAGCAAAGGAAGCAUUACAAAGACCAAAGGGACUAAAUGUAUCUGACUCUAACAGUAAAUCACCUGCUGAAGAGAAGUCCCAUCUAUCAUCCUCACCUGGGCUUGACUUGUUACCGUCGGAUUUGGCGUCCCCGACAUCAUUGACGUACCAUCAGAGUACAAGCCAAACUGACCAGGAGUCCUUGGUAACUCACUUCACAGAGAUGGGCCUGCCCUCGUUCCGACCCAGCUACCUCUUUCUUCUCAAUGUGUUCCUGGAAGUUAUUCAUGAAGCCUUGCGGCUUAGGCUGGAACAGAGACCCAAAGGAGAACCAUCAUUCCUCAGUAUUCGUCCUCUAUUGCGUGAGUGUAAGGAUGUAUUACGAGGUGCUGUCAUAGUGAAGCAGUAUUACCAACAAAUGGUGGCCUCUGUUAGAUCUGAUGAGGAGUUUGCUGAUGAGGAGGAAAACUUUCCUGACCUUGAACAGUUCGACGAUGAUAUGAGGAAGAUGCUGGAAAUCUACUUCACAUACAUCCAAACCUGGUUGAUAACUUUACAAAACCUACCAGAAGCCUCCAGGAGUCUCAAAAAUGUACUGGAGCAGGAAUGGAGCUUCACCAAACAGAUUUGUCCCCAUGUCAGGGGCGGUGAGGCAGAGGCAGGCAAACGAUUCAGUUCAUUGGCCAGUAGCCUGCUAUAUUCUAUUGCUGAUUUCCUGGACUCUGGUAUCGACGAUUUCAGUAUAUCAUUGUAUGAUUGGACAGCUCUAGAUGAUGAUGAUGACGAGGAUGAUGAUGAAGAUGGAGACAAUGAAAAUGAUGAUUCUAUAGGAAAUGACAAUGAAAGGAAUGAAGAAGACAAGGAGAGGGAGGAAAAGGAGAAAUCCCAUAUAUUAGAGCUGAGGCAUUCAUUCCAGAAAACAUCCAGAAAAUGCAAGAGUUUGUUCAAUGAAGCACGCGAGAGAGCUUCAAAAGCUCUAGGGUUCGCUAAAACAUUACGUAAGGACCUGGAAAUUGCUGCAGAUUUCAAUAUUGCUGAUACAACUGUACAACUGCUGGAAAAACUUCGUGAAACUGACCAUGUCAUGGUUGAGGCUCCGCUGAACACGGGCUACCUCAUGUUUAUCCCUUCCAGUAUUGUGGAUAGUCGCCAGCUUAUCAUCCAACUGCUGAACGUGACUUGUGGUCGAGAGGACCUGACUGGGUCCCACGAUAUGAACCAAAGGGAUGAGGGCUACCUUCUCAUGGUUAAUUGUAGUGGGGGGACCGACCAUAAGGAUGAGUGUCCCUUGUGGACAGGGGAGACAAUCCAGGUGGAACCCACUGCAGAUACAGCCAUAGCUUUGUCACAUAUUGAGGUGGAUGGCCUCUUGUUGGUUGUGAUCCAUUCAUCACACCUGAUGACACAGAGGAAAGAAUUUGAGCAGCUGAUGGGUAAAUCUGUGGCGCUGGUCAACGAACAGACGUCCUGUCACCAAGCCAUAGCAGAAUCUCUUGGGGAACUCAAGGAGGCAGCUGAACAGCUACAGGAGAAAGUGGUGGCUGCCAUUAAAGAGGUGGAUACCAAACUCAACUUCGAUGACAUUGCCAAACUUGAGGAAAAUGAAAGGAACCACCUUCUGAACCUCUACAGAGAGACUAUGCUCAAGGGAUACAACUUCGGCUUUGAGUACCUGAGAGAAGUGACUCGUCUGGUUACUGGUGAACCAAGACAAAACUUGGGGCGUCGGCUUGUUAACUUUGCGCAAGACUGGAUGAACUUUGUGAUGGAAAAAUGUGAGCGUGGCAGAGGGAUGAGGCCCAAGUGGGCAAGUCAAGGCUUUGAUUUCCUCAUCACGGCUUGUGAGCCCCGAGUCCUGGCAUAUCUCUCUGUGGACGAGUUUGAGAAAUUGAAACAUGACAUCCACAACUGUAUUUCUCAUGUUAUUGGUCAAGCAGAGAAAUACACUCCUGUCAGCCCAACUCAUGGUCCUAUGCACAUGUCAAGGUCAUCCAGCGGUGACAUGAGCAGCAGCCGCCAGCCUCCGUACCUUCGCUUCCCAUCCUGGCCAGAACAACAGGGCAAGGUUUCAAGGUCACUAUCGAAUCGAUCGGCCCAGAGUGAGCCGCCCAACACUCCCCAGUCAGCCGAGUCCAGAUCAGGGUAUAAGCGUCUCUCGACAGAUAACUCACCAGAGGUCGAUUUACACGACAGUGAGGACGGUCCACCUGCCGAUAUGUUCCUGAGGAGACGCAGUAGAGCAAGUUCUGGUGACCUGGGGAGCACAAUGAAUACUAUAUCUCGCCGGGAUAGGCUGAUGGCUGCUAUUGAUAAUCUGGAAGGCACCCGAGAUGAAAGGUUACAAGAAAGACGAGUGGUAGGGCGGAAGACCAGUCGGAGAAACGAACCCGAACAGCGUAUCAGUGCACGACGUGUCAACUUCAGGUGGCAGAGGGGUACAAAAAUUGGUGAAGGUCAAUUUGGCAAAGUAUUCUCAGCUGUCAACAUGGAUACCGGUGAAUUGAUGGCUAUGAAAGAGAUGAAGUUUCAAAUCAAUGACCAUCAAGCAUUAAAAGAGAUAGCGGAUGAGAUUACACUGUUUGAAGGAAUACUUCACCCAAAUCUUGUAAAAUAUUAUGGUGUUGAAGUGCACAGGGAUGAAAUGUUGGUAUUUAUGGAGUACUGUGACCGUGGAACACUAGAAGAAGCUGCCAGGAUGGGUCUUCCUGAAUCACUGAUCCGUAUCUACACCAAAGAGAUUCUGUUGGCUGUCAAUCAUCUCCAUGACAAUAACAUUGUACACAGGGAUAUCAAAGGUGCCAAUAUUUUCCUUACAUCGAGUGGUUGUCUAAAACUUGGAGAUUUUGGUUGUUCAGCAAAGUUAAAAAGCCAUACAACCAUGCCUGGAGAGUUCAACAACUUGGUGGGGACUACAGCGUACAUGUCACCUGAGGUGAUCACCAAGGUCGGUCAUGGUAGAGCAGCAGAUAUCUGGAGUCUUGGCUGUGUGGUCAUUGAAAUCUUUACAGGAAAGAGACCCUGGCAUGAGUUUGACAACAACUUCCAGAUCAUGUUUAAAGUAGGCAUGGGAGGUACACCGGCGAUCCCAGAGAAGUUGAGUGAGGAGGGCAAGGAGUUCCUAUCUUUCUGCUUUGUACAGGACCCAGCUGACAGGGCAACAGCCAGCUUUCUUGUCGACCAUGCCUUCGUAAAGGUCUGAUAAUACAUUGCAUGCAGACACAGUCGACAUCCAAGAAACGGCUUCACAUGAACGGACAGAAGAUAGUGAAUCUCCAUUGGAAUGAUGACUGCAGAUCGCCGUGCUGAUCACCAUUUGUUAAAAGGCUGUUCAUGGAGUAUUAUAUUUGGUGCUGCAGGUUUUCACAGUCAUGUUUUAAACAUAUGGAAAGUUUGUAGUCUGUAUAGUCAAGGCACCUGUCAUGGUGCCAUUCAUCAAGUCAAAAUAUGUCACAAAAAUGUUUUAAACAUUAAUCGUGACCAAACUUAUGUGAUAUAAUAUUUUUUGUCCAAAGACAUUCGUAAAUAAAGAGGCCAUUGUGAUAUAUUACAAAAAGUGGCCUUUAUCUCAUGAUGAAAUAAGAAAUGUAAAAAUUGUAAUUGUAAAAUAUUUAAUCUUAAGUUAUCAACUGUAUAUAGUGCUGACCACCACAUCUCACUCGCUGAAUGUGAGGUGGACUUUGUGAUAUUUUACGGAGGUGUUGCAAUAGCAACCACCUGGUCUGUGAUCAUGAUCUUUAAAGUAUUUUAGUGUUUCCCCCAAAGCAAAACCAAAUUCUAAUUUAUCUUCAAUGGUUAUAUAUCUCUUUAUUCCAGAUCUAAGAAAUUGUUGCACAACGUUUUCAAGCAUUCUUUAAAAAAAAUAAGGAGAUAAUUGCCGAAAAAGUAAUAUAGAAAUUGUCAAAUUUCAUGCAACCAAAUCUGCUAUUUUUGCCAGGUAUUUUUGUGUACAGACAAAUUUUGUCCAUAUGUACAAAAUCCCAUAAUUUCCUUCGUGUCUUUUUAUUGAUAGGAAUAUUUUAUUUUUCAUAGCUAUGAUAAUUUUAAUGAUUUUCCAAUGUAGAAAACAAAUUCAAGUGUGUAGAUUAAUUAGUUUUAGAUAAUGAUGACAAUCGAACGAGUUCACACAUUAGCUGUUUGAAGUGCAAUUAUGUGUGUUGAGUACCAUUAAAUCUACUCUUUGAUUAUAACGGUAAACCCCUAUCUACAAAUAAGCCCCCUUCUUCAUUUUGUCAAAAUCAUCAAUAUUAAGAUAGUAAGUUAAAUGUAGUUCCCAAAUAAACCUUCGACAAAUCUUUACACCAGGGGAGGGGGCUUAUUUGAGGAUGAGUACGGUAUAACAAAAACACUUACCGUGUUUCGUUAACACCAAAAGUCUUCCAUUUUGCUUACUGUCAGUUUGCUGUUUAAUUUGGACAUUUAGAUUAACUAGCCGGUAUCAUUAACAUAAUCAUGUAUCUGUUUAAACUUUCAAUGUUGUGAAUCGAGGUCUGUGGUGAAAUCAUACAAAAUCACACGUUUUUAAUUGUAUGCUAUGUAUAUUGUCACCAGAUCAUGUGAUACACCAGUUAAAAUUAUUCUGUUAUGCAAACUACUAGAGUCAGUAAUUGAUAAAUUUGAUCUUUAUUGAAAAGUCAAAGAUUCAUACCCAAAGACUUACAAUGUUUUUUUAUUUUAUGUGAUUUCAUAAAAAAAAAUGUAAAGAAAAAUAUUAUAAGUUGGUGAAAAUUCUGCAUUAUAGUAAAGGGCGAUUGAUGAAAUUUUCUUAGACAUGUUAUAUGCCCCUAUCAUAGAUAUGAUUGACACAAUUCAUGUAAUAACACUUUUGUGACACCAUGAAUAAACGACAUCGCAUAAUUUUCUCGGAAGUGGAAAAGUGUACCGUCCGAGUGGAAAUUCACUGGCCUUUAUAUGAAAUUAAUUUGCUUAAUGUUGUCUCAUGAAUAUUUGGAGCUAUUUGAGAAAUAGAAUCUUAUAGUUAAAUGAACUCAUUGUUGCAUUAAUACUAUGUAAGAUCCUCUGUUGUGUAGACCAGUGACCAUACAGGACAGUAAUCAGACUUACCAUCAUGAAUUAGUUAUCAAAUCAUGCAUUGUAAGAUUGAAGUGCCAGUAUUUUUAUCAUUCUGAUAAAAUGUGAUUCCAAGAUUUAUAACCAACUUAAAUUUGUGUGUGCCAGUAUAUUAUGUUUUCAAAAAAAUCAGAAAACUUGUUGUGAAUAUUUGCAUUAUAGUUGAAAUUGAAAUACUUGUUGGGUGUUAUAUUUUAAUGCAAAAAUCUAUAGGUGGUGAUUCUAAAGUAUCUUUAAAAAUAUAUAAUAUCUGUAAUCAUUUCCGUUUGUUGUCAAGAUAUCUAUUCAUCCAUUCCUGAAACAUCAUCGAAGUUCAAAUGACUUUUUGAACAAAUAUUCCGAUAGUAUCAAUAUCAUUAGUCAUUUAAUCUGGCAUCAGUUUGAUAAGGCCAAAGGAUAUAAAGUACAGCUAAAUAUGACAAAGUACUGAAUCAAGGUUUGAUUUAUAAUCAUUAUAAUGUUGCGGAAAAACUUGGUUUCGUAGCCAACUUUUGUUGUCGAAAUCUAGUGUAAUUGAGGGGAUUAAACAUAGAAAGUUCUUGAAGUAUUGGUAUGUUACAUGCUAGAACAUGAACCUGAAAUAACUGAAAAAGAAACUUCACAACUUGCAAGUAGAAGUAAAUCUAUUUUGAUAUUAAUCAUUUUCAUAAGCAUGUAAUUCGAUGGGAGUAUUAUGGUAUGGCAUUUGCUGUCCAUCCGAUAUCAGUAUCAACUGUUGUUUGCCCAGAGAUCUGCAUUUUUAGACUAAUCUCUGCAAAACUUUUAGGAAUUAUGAUUAUGAUGUAAGGUUGUUUCCAGUUAAGGCAUUUUUAUUAGGCUAUUUUUGCCUUUGAUUAGGCUAUUUUUGUAAUAGUUAUUCCACUGAAUUGCAGUAUUUUUUUUUGUCCAGAGAUUUAGAUCUACAUUUUUCAAACUUGGUAGGCUUUAUCAUCAGGGUAUCAAAUUUAGUUGGAAACUAAUUGUAAAGUGAUGCAAAUUUUAUUUCAGUGCAAGAUAUUAAUAUCUUACUCUACAUGGCCUUUGACAGGCAUAUAUUGUUCUGCCCUGCAGUACUCUUGUUUGGAGAAUUUUUUGAGAUUUUAUCAUCUCUUAUUUUUUGAAAUUCAUUAAAAGUACUGCUAAAUUUUCAUCAACGAUGGCUUCUGAACUUUAUGCUAUUUAUACAGAAACUGUUUUUACUCUUUUGAAGAAAUUGAUACAUGCAAAAAUAACUACUAAUUAAUUUAAAACAUAAGAAUUAGUUAAAUGGGCAAAACAAGUUGAUAUUUAUACUUUGUAUUGGUUAGAGAUUGUUAUGUCCACUUUAUUCACCAGCUGCUAGAAUUUGACUUCUUGUAAAAAUACAUCUUUGUAUAGAUGUACUCUUCAACUGUAGACAGGUUGGUCAGUGUUUGACCAGAGUUGUGCUCAGUUAAGACUGAAGUUGUCAGUUCGACUUACUUAACAAAAUUUUUAAUUGAAUGCUAUGGGACAUUGUGAGGAUCAUUGUUUAAAUGGUUAAGUUGAUGUUCGUUAUAUUUUCCAACUGUGAUAUACAAGUACAAUUCCUGGAUACAAUGAUAGAUGUGAUACAAAGUCCGAGAGAAGUGUAGCGGGGGUUUCCGCUGGCCCCAGCACCUGACAUCAGACAUCUUGACGGUGGAUGCAUGUGCGACAUUUAUUCGUCCAAUUACCUAACGGCUGGUGCUGGGGCCAGAGAAAAUUCCAGCUAAGUAAAAUGUGGCUUUAUUUGUUCGUUUUUUGGCAAUACCAGAAAGAUUUCAAUAAACGGUGAUCGUUUUGUUGCCUGCACCAGUUUGUUAGAUGGUAGGCACUUCGUGUCUAUUGCAAAAUUUUUACUUAAUUUUGGAUGUAGUGGCAUUUCAUUAAGGAGACAGCAUUUUGAAUCAUACGUUCAGCUGUCAUAAGGUGAUUCUGUAUCAAAGUUUUGUUUAAGAGAGUAAGAGAGAAAGAAUUUUAAGUCAGAAACAUAUGGUUUUAGUUGUAGUGUUUCAAUGGUUGUAAAUGGUUUGACUUUGGUGAUAUGGUUGAUUUUUGUUUGCUGGGUUUAUCGCCCCAUGAACAGCGAGGGUCAUUUUGGGGUGAGGUCUCCGUGUAGUAGGUGGUGAUUACUUCACUGAAAAAAAAUAUAGGAGGUACAAACAGUUGACAGUUAUCAAGACUUUCUGUUGAUAUGCAAUUGAGAAUCGGAAAACAUGGUUUACAAGAUUGUUAUACAGUGGUAAUUUAUUUGCUAAUGAACAGAAUACUGUACAAUGUAUUGUAAACAGUAUCCAAAUAGCUGUUGGUAUACACUACUGUACAAUGUAUUGUAAACAGUAUCCAAAUAGCUGUUGGUAUACACUACUGUACAAUGUAUUGUAAACAGUAUCCA
Molecule: messenger RNA, 9267 nt
Organism: Pecten maximus
Lineage: Eukaryota; Metazoa; Mollusca; Bivalvia; Pectinida; Pectinidae
Product: mitogen-activated protein kinase kinase kinase 4-like
Exons: 23
Coding region: 10-5025 (1671 amino acids)
Biological process (GO): protein phosphorylation; MAPK cascade
Molecular function (GO): ATP binding; protein kinase activity
Source: RefSeq, a predicted model, not a curated record